Amborella trichopoda is the source of this 1659-nucleotide messenger RNA. Its product is annotated as branched-chain-amino-acid aminotransferase 3, chloroplastic-like. Gene Ontology annotation, molecular function: branched-chain-amino-acid:2-oxoglutarate transaminase activity. The record is from RefSeq and is a predicted model, not a curated record. Lineage: Eukaryota; Viridiplantae; Streptophyta; Magnoliopsida; Amborellales; Amborellaceae. Gene Ontology annotation, biological process: branched-chain amino acid metabolic process.
AAAACCCCUCACUUCUCUGAGCGCCUGCGCCGCCUUACUCCACUACUGACUCGGGCAAAGGGGCUCUUUCUCUCUCUCCCUCUGCAGCCUUGCUGAACUGCGAAAAUACUUGCCGAUCAUUAGGGUUUAGUGACGCAGCAGUUGCAGAGGUUGGUUUAGAGAGAGAACGCUUCAUUAGAGAGAGAAACAAGAGAAGAUGGAAAAUCUGGCUCUUACUCUGCCCGUGGCCCGGCUGGUGCCUGGAUCACCGAAGGUUUCACCUCUUGGAGGUUUCUCCUCUGUCAAGCUUCUUCAACGUCCUUCGCCAUUGUCUCUCAAGCCCAACUAUAACUCUUGCUCCAUUUCUUCAAGUGGUAUAGAUGCGUCCCAGACAAGGUGUGAAGCAAUUGCUGUGGACACGUGUAGGGAGGUUGAAGAGUUGGCUGAUAUGGAUUGGGAUAACCUUGUUUAUGGGAUUACACCAACAGAUUACAUGUAUGUCAUGAAAUGUGCUAAAGGUGGACAGUUUACCAGUGGCGAAUUGCAGCCCUAUGGGGAGAUUGGAUUGAGUCCGUCUGCUGGCGUCUUAAACUAUGGACAGGGUUUGUUUGAAGGUCUAAAAGCAUAUAGGAAAAAAGAUGGUGCUGUGGUUCUCUUUCGUCCAGAAGAGAAUGGUUUAAGAAUGCAGAGGGGUGCUGACCGUAUGUGUAUGCCAUCACCUUCAUUAGAGCAGUUUGUGGAUGCUGUUCAGGAAACAGUGUGGGCUAAUCGACGCUGGGUUCCUCCAUUUGGAAAAGGUUCUCUAUAUAUUCGUCCCUUGCUUUUUGGAAGUGGGGCCAUUCUGGGCCUUGCACCCUCUCCCGAGUACACAUUUCUUGUAUUUGUAUCGCCAGUUGGGAAUUACUUCAAGGAAGGCUUGGCGCCGAUAAGCUUAUUGGUUGAUACUGAUUUUCAUCGUGCCACUCGAGGUGGGACUGGUGGUGUAAAGACAAUAGGAAACUAUGCAGCAGUUUUGAAGGCACAGACACGGGCAAAAUCCGAAAAGUACACUGAGGUUUUGUACUUAGAUUCUGUUGACAAAAAGUAUUUGGAGGAAGUUUCAGCUGCUAACAUUUUUCUCGUGAAGGGUAAAACAAUUUCAACUCCGCCAAUAAAAGGGACCAUUUUGCCAGGAAUUACGCGGUUGAGUAUUAUCGAUGUUGCUCGAAAUGAAGGAUACAAGGUUGAGGAGCGGCCUAUACCAGUGGAGGAAUUGUUUGAAGCCGAUGAGGUUUUCUGCACAGGUUGUGCAGUGGUUGUAUCUCCAGUUGGAAGUAUCACAUAUGAGGGAAAAAAGAUGCAAUAUGGAAAUGGCGGAGUUGGUAAGGUAUCUCAGCAACUAUAUUCGGCACUCACGGGUAUCCAGUGGGGACUCACAGAGGACAACUUCGGGUGGGUUGUCGACCUCAAAAAGUAAUUUGCCGAGAAGACAAAUAUGCUUUAGGAAGAUUUUUAUAUGAAUGAAUGUAUGGAGCAAGGAGCAUAUAAAAUAGAUAAGACUUUCUUUGGUUGGGAUGCUAGUAAGCAUUUUAUUAGGGUUUGAUUUCUGCUUGAAUGUUGUAAGAGGAACAUUUUCUAGAUGGUUUGGUUUUUCAAUCUUGAUUUGUCUACAAUCAGAGUGAUUCUCCGUAGUUCCAAUUC